AUUUCUCUCAACGGUCAAAAAUAAACACCCAUUUAAAUUCCAAAUCUCCGUACUGGCUUUGGAAACUAGCCGUUACCAUAGCGAAAUAGAAGAAACUAUUCGAAUACCCUAAUUCAUUCAUUCAUCACAAAAUUUCAAAAAUCUCCAUCUGGUCAUUCUCAAUUCACCAAACCUUCCAACACACACAUCCUCUCUCUACCAACACGCACACUCUCUCUCCAUAUCGGCGAAAAGGUUCAUCAAUGGCAGCAACUUCCAACAGAUCCCCUUCCCCAAUUUCAUACAGACCAAACCCUAAUACAAGAUCCUCAGAAACCAAUUCCAAAAUCAGAAAAAGUUAUAGUGGAAACCCAUUCAGGCCUUCAAUACUUGCAACCCCUAAAAAUUUCAAUCCUGUCACCCCUGCUAAUAGCCCUUCAGAUUUUGGGCGAAGACACACCACUGAGAAAGAAGGAUUUGUGGCAACACCUGGCUUCUUCGAAGAGAAAGAGAACGAUAAAGAUCCAAAUUCGAAGCCGGUGAAGGUCCGAUCACCGGCAGUGGUGAAGGGUUCCAAGAAUUUCAUGACUCCGACCAUCUCUGCGGCUUCAAAGUUCACUCCAUCGCCAAGAAAAAAAGUCUUGACAGAGAGGAAUGACCCUGUUCGCGUCUCUUUUGAUGGAAAACCUCCAUUUGUGGAUGGUUCAGGAGAUACUGAAUCAAAGCCAGAGAUGGGUUUGAAAUACAAGAAGGUUGAGAUUCCAUUUGAUUCAACUUUCCCGUAUUUGGAUCACAAGGAGGAGGUAGUUCUUGGACCUCAAUCGACCUCCAAAGCUCCUGAAAAAGGCAUCUGUUUCAGUACUCAGGUACCUUCAAGUUAUCUUAAGGCCUCGGAUUCAUUAUCUGAGACUAUAACUGUUGAAUCUGAUUGUGUGAGUGUUGAUACAACUUCCAAUAUCAAGCCUUGUUUCUCAUCAGUGUCACCCAUUAUAGCUCCGCUUGAUGCCGACCCAUCUCUUCCUCCUUAUGAUCCCAAAACCAAUUACCUUUCACCAAGGCCUCAGUUCCUUCACUACAAACCCAACCCAAGAACUGAACUUUAUCUGAACAAGGAAAAGGGGCUAACUUUUGGGGAUGGUGGUAAGAGGCUUGAAGACAGUUUUGUGUCUGAAAACUUUUCAGACACUGAAUUUACAGAAGAAUCUCAGUCUGAAGAUUCAUUGAAAGAAUCAGAGGAUGAUUCUUCAGCUGAGAUCAUAACUGAAGAAGAAGAAGAAGAAGAGCCUCAUGUUUCUGAACCAAAGCCCAUUAGUACCUCAAGUAGCACCCAUUUGUCUGAGGAGACUGUUAAAGCAAAGAAAUUGCAGAGUCCUCAGUUCUUUACCAGAUCAAAGUUUGUUUUUUUUGUUCUGGUCCUCUUGAUUGCUUGUUUAUCGAUCUCAGUUACUGAUUCUCCGGUCAUUGGUCCAUCUGUCUUCAAUGAUUUUAGCUUCUCUGUGCCCUAUGAUCCAUCUGAAAUUCUGGUCUUUGCAAAAGAAAAUUUUAAUGGGUUUGUGAGAAACUUCAAGCAUUGGUCAGCCAAUUGUAUAUCCUCUCUCUCCAGGCUAAUUCACAUCCCAGAUAGAGUAGAUAAAUUGGGUCCAUUGCAAUUCAGUAACUUGACUGCUUUGCAAGAGGAUGUAUUAGUUGAUGGGUACACUAAGAUUGACCUCAUUGAGGACAAGUCAGAAGAGAGGUAUGAAGAAGAUGAUUUGGAACUUGCACCAGAGGGGGAGGUUGAAAUGGAACUAUUGGAAGAGAAGGGUCAGCCAGAGUUUGAAUCAGAUGAUGAAAUCAGUGAAGAAGCUUCACAACAAAGACAUAUUGAGCCAGAAAUUGAAGAUAAUACGCAUUUGAUAAUACAAGCUGAAGUAAUGGAAGCUGAUAGUUCACAAGAGAUUCAGAACCAAGAACAAAGUGAUUCUGAUUUCCACAUCAACUCAGAACCACAGAUAAAUGAAGUAUUUGAUGAUCAUUUGAGUGAAAUUGAGGCUUCUGAGGUCAAACAUGAUGUUGAUCUGGGUGCUAAUGAUGUUGAUUUGGGUGCUACAGUUGAUUCUGCUGCAGCUGAGGCCAAUCCUGAAAUGUCCUCAGAUAGUGAUCCUUCUUUGGGGGAUGCACAAAGUGUGGAAACAAUGAGUGCUUCUCUUCAUGGAUCAGAAGACAAAUUGUCCCUCCAUGAAAGGACUUCUUUGCUUGUUCUGUCACUGGCUCUGGCUCUAGUGUCAGCUACAGCUUUCAUUUAUUUCAAGCAAUCGAAAACCACCAGUCCAAAUGUUGCGGUUCAUGUCGAUCCAUUGUUGCCUAAGAAGCUUGUUUUCAGCUCAAUUUCACCCACCAAUGAGCACACAUACCAGGACAAAGCAGCUUCACAUAAUUGGCCGACGGAGGUUGAUGUUGCUGGAGAAUCAUGUCCUUCAGAGAUGAGCAGUUUCCAGAAGAGCUCAUCUUAUGGCAAGAAAGUGCUGAGUGGAACAAAUGAAGCUCAAAGCCAAGAAAGGAGGCUGAGGAAGAACACUAGAAGAGAAUCAUUGGCUUCUUCAUCAGAUUACUCGAUGGAACCUUCGCCUUCAUAUGGAAGCUUCACCACAUAUGAGAAAAUUUCAAGCAAGCAUGGAUAUGUAGAUGAAGAAACAGUGACUCCAGUUAGGCGUUCAAGCAGGAUCAGAAGCCAAGUCACUUCGCCGUGAUGAUUUAAAAGAAGAAGCCAUUGUCUUCUGCAACUACUCAUUGUUGUGCAGUUCUUCUGUCCAUCUCUAAUAUGAAGAUUGGCUUUUUAGUUUCUGACUUAGGGAGGAGUGAUUGAUUGUAAUUUGGGCACAUUGUCAUGCAAUGGACAUCUCUACUUAGGGAGUGUUUGAUUGUAAUUUGGGCACAUUGUUCACACGCAAUGAACAUCUCUAGCAAGUGUUGAUUGUAAUUUAGGCACAUUGUUUACGCAAUGAACAUCUCUAGUAAUAGUGUUUGAUUGUAAUUUGGGCGCAUUAUUCAUGCAAUGAACAUCUCUAGUAAUAGUGUUUGAUUAA
Messenger RNA from Cornus florida, 3044 nucleotides. RefSeq lists its product as uncharacterized. NCBI's taxonomy places the organism in Eukaryota, Viridiplantae, Streptophyta, Magnoliopsida, Cornales, Cornaceae. The transcript has 3 exons. The record is from RefSeq and is a predicted model, not a curated record. Bases 243 to 2708 code for a protein of 821 amino acids.